AAUGACAACAUAAACAUAUAAUUAAAUAAAUGCUUCCAAAAUGUACAAACCUCUAAUAAUUAGAGUAAAAAAGCUUAAGCCUAAAGCAAUACUUAUUUCAUUAAAUUACAAAUAAUGAAAAAUAUGACAUCAUAUUUAUUUAUACUAUGCACUAACGGUAAUCUAAGGCUUUCUUGAAUUAUACUCUUUGUUUAUUUCACUAGUCACCAGCAUGAGAUUGAGAUGUCCUUUUCAAUGUCCUAAACAAUUGCUACAUUUGAUUGAUGGAAAUUUCAUUUUAUGCUUAGUACUGCCAAAUCAAAUGAACCAUUUUGUACAUUAGGAAACUUCCUUUAACCCUCCCUUUCUCUCCCAAUAUAUUCUCAUACUAGCAAAUCUCAAAAUGGUUAAACUAUUGCAUUCAUUUCAGCAAAAUGAGCAAGGGUCCUGGUGUAUAUUCAAGUAUUGGAGAUAAAGCCAAAGAUGUUCUUUAUAAGGACUAUGCUCAACAAUCACCAAUUCACUUUCAUUACAAGUUCAUGGAUUGGAAUGCAGGCUUCGCUUGUAAAGUUAUAGAAAUUGUACCAGGAUUCAGGACAGUUUUCAAAUGUACCAUACCAGAUUCCGGGAAGGUAGAACUACAGUAUUUGAAUAGAUUCACUGGGAUUAGUGGAUGCAUUGGAUUGUUAGGAAGCGAAGAAGGACAAUAUGAACCUGUUCUAAACUUCUCAGGCCUUCUAGGAACAAGCAUUCUGUCUCUUGGAGCCAAUGUUGCCUUCCACAUACCAACAAGAUCGAUAACCAAGCUUAAUGCUGGUUUCGGCUUCAACAGUGCCUUCCUCGAAGCUUCGUUGACCUUGCAUGACAGCUUCGACACUCUAAAAGCUACGUUUUAUCAUCAAGUGAAUCCCCUAACCCAGACUGCCAUUGCAACACAGGUGAAGCAUAGCUUGUCACUCAAGGAAACUGGUGUAAACAUUGGUGUUCAGCAUGCGUUUUUUCCGCAAACGCUGUUAAAGGCUCGAUUUGACAGCUCUGGCAAGGCAGGUACUCUUAUUCAACAAGGGUUUUGGCAGAAGUUUUUUGUAACUAUGGCCGGUGAAAUUGACUUCGGGGCCGAAGAUAAGACUCCGAAGUUUGGAGUUUCCAUGGCUCUAAGACCCUAGUCUAUGCCAAGGAGAUAAGGAUUCAUGUUAAACUGAAAAGGUUGUUGCAUGAGGAGACUUUCAAACAAUGACACAAAACUUCCUCAAUAUCCAACGACAGUACUAGUAUUAGAUAUCUAUUUAUCACUUCUACUGCAAAAUUUUAAAAUUCAUGCUUAUUCAUAUAGAACAUUAGUCUCUGAAAAUAGCUCUAGACAUAUUUUCUUUUCUUAGAUUUACCGGCAGCUUCAUGCUACUUCCGUUAUCUACUUUGUUUUGGGAAACUCUAUUAGUCAUAAAGGGGGGAGCAAGUUUAUAUUUCUCAGUUAAAAAGAACACUGAAAUGCAAGCCUUCAGAUUCUGAAGGACAAAAUUGUAAUGUACCAUCCUCUCAGAUAUUAUUAUUAUUUAUUUAUUAUAAAGACAGAA
This is a messenger RNA of Lathyrus oleraceus (garden pea), 1553 nucleotides long. RefSeq names its product mitochondrial outer membrane protein porin of 34 kDa. Gene Ontology annotation, cellular component: mitochondrial outer membrane. The coding region runs from base 414 to 1145 and encodes 243 amino acids. The transcript has 5 exons. NCBI's taxonomy places the organism in Eukaryota, Viridiplantae, Streptophyta, Magnoliopsida, Fabales, Fabaceae. Gene Ontology annotation, biological process: monoatomic anion transmembrane transport. The record is from RefSeq and is a predicted model, not a curated record. Gene Ontology annotation, molecular function: voltage-gated monoatomic anion channel activity.